Closterium sp. NIES-65 is the source of this 1758-nucleotide messenger RNA. The record is from the annotation of a GenBank genome assembly. Lineage: Eukaryota; Viridiplantae; Streptophyta; Zygnematophyceae; Desmidiales; Closteriaceae.
AUGUGGUCGGAGCAGAUUCAGGUGCAUGUGACGAGAGAUGGAGGGGAAGGAAUGAAGAGGGGGCGAGGAGGGGAAGUGGAGUGGAAGGGGAGGGAAUGGGGAGAGAAAGGGGAGCAGAAGGGGAGGGGAAGGGGAAGAAAAGGGGAGGGGAAGGGGAAGAAAAAGGGAGAGGAAGGGGAGCGGAAAGGGAGGGAAAGAGGAAAAAAAUAUAAGAGGAAGGUGGUUGUUGCCUGGUCUACAAACCCUUUCCUAUGCGUGGCUCAACUAGCCAUCACUAGCAUACUCUCGCCGCGACCUACGCCGUCGCCGCCGUUCCCCCCCCCCCCUCCCGCCGCGAUAACGCCUUCCUCGCCUGCGGAUACCACCGCCGCGAUCGCAACGCCGCUGUCCCCUCCUCCCCCCCGCCGCGACCCCCUGUCGCCGCCUCCCCCUCUCGCCGCCGCGCCUGAUUCGUCGCCGCCUGCGCAUCCCGCCGCCGCGACGCCUCGUCGCCGCCUGCCCGUCCCUCCGCCGCGACGUCACGUCGGUGCGUUCCUGCCGCCGCGCCUGCUACGGCGCCGCCUGCGCAUCCUGCCGCCGCGACGCCUCGUCGCCGCCUGCCCGUCCCUCCGCCGCGACGUCUCGUCGUCGCGUUCCCGCCGCCACGCCUGCUUCAGCGCCGGCUGCGCAUCCUGCCGCCGCGACGCCUCAUCGCCGCCUGUCCGUCCCUCCGCCGCGACGUCACGUCGCCGCGUUCCCGCCGCCGCGCCUGCUACGGCUACGCCUGCGCAUCCUGCCGCCGCGACGCCUCGUCGCUGCCUGCCCGUCCCUCCGCCGCGACGUCACGUCGCCGCGUUCCCGCCACCGCGCCUGCUACGGCGCCGCCUGCACAUCCUGCCGCUGCGACGCCUCGUUGCCGCCUGCGCGUCCCUCCGCCGCGACGUCUCGUCGUCGCGUUCCCGCCGCCGCGCAUGCUUCAGCGCCGGCUGCGCAUCCUGCCGCCGCGACGCCUCGUCGCCGCCUGCCCGUCCCUCCGCUGCGACGUUACGUCGCCGCCUCCCCGUCCCGCCGCCGCGACCUAACAUCGCCGCCUGCGCAUUCCGCCGCCGCGACUGCUCGUCGUCACCGUCCCGCGCCCCCCCCCCCCCCCCCCCCCCCCCGCCCGCCGCGAUUUCGCAUUUCUGCCUCCCCUCCCACCGCCGCACCUGCUUCUGCGUCACCCACACAUUUCGCUGCCCCUUCUGCAUCGCCACCCGCCCGCAAUUUCCCCUGCUGCAACUGCAACAUCGUCGCCCCGCGGUUCCCAUUAACGCGACUGCACCGCCGCUGCCCUGCCGCCGCCACUGCUUCGGCGCCGCCUGCCCAUCCUCCACCGCGACCGCGCCAUCCCCGCCCACACUUCCUGCCGCCGUGACUGCCCCGUCGCCGCCUGCAGAUUCAGCCGCAACUGCACCCUCCCUUCCUCCUCUCCCUACUCCUCUCCCCCCCCCCCCUCCCCCUCCCCCUGCGCCCCUCGUUGCCGCAGCCUGCCUGCCGCCGCCGUCCCUCAUUUCGCCGACGCAGCCAUUUCCCCGCCGCCUUCACCUUUCUGCCACCGCAACCUGCUUGCAGCCGCUGCUCUCAACAUCGCCGCCGCGGCCCUUCCGCUGUCGCCUGCGCCCUUCGUCGUCGCGGCCUGCUUGCCGCCUCUGCCCCCGACUUUGCCACCGCUCCCCUUCCCGCUGCCGCACGUUCGCACAGUCGCCUGCGCCCUUGUCACCGUCGCUCCCUGCACCUUGA